Larimichthys crocea (large yellow croaker) is the source of this 6996-nucleotide messenger RNA. RefSeq names its product interphotoreceptor matrix proteoglycan 2b (gene impg2b). Gene Ontology annotation, molecular function: hyaluronic acid binding; heparin binding. Lineage: Eukaryota; Metazoa; Chordata; Actinopteri; Sciaenidae. The transcript is spliced from 19 exons. The record is from RefSeq and is a predicted model, not a curated record. The annotation marks the transcript as partial. Gene Ontology annotation, biological process: visual perception.
CUUCUGUACAGACGACAUGCCGCUCUAACUCGAAGGAAAAGGAAUAUCUUGUUUCCCAGCGGAGUCAAACUUUGCACCCAGGAGACGUUUGACCAGGCCAUCGCCAACCACCUCAGCUACUUUCACCUCAGAGUGUGUCAGGAGACGGUGUGGGAAGCCUUUAAGAUCUUCUGGGACCGGCUGCCAGAUCGGGAUGAGUACCAGGACUGGGUCAAUCGCUGCAUUGACGGCUCGAUCAGCGUCAUGGACAUCGGCAGCUUUUUCAGCCAAUCAGAAGAACACAUCAGUCUGAUCAGGAGUAGAGUUGCCAUGGCUACUGCGACAAACAGUGUGCCGGUCACAGCAGACCCGCCUCCGUGCAGCUCUGAAACAACGACCGUCCCAACCAGAGAAUCGGUGACCCGACCAGGAGGAGGAGUCAUCAUCAGAUCAGAGACAAUCACAAUGAACCUAGACGACCUUCCUCCAGGUCUUGACGUUACGACUUGGACCCCUCCAAUUUCUGUAUCCGAAGGUUCGGUUCUCAAGGCUUCAACAACCUGGACUGAGAUUCCUCUGGAUUUGACCUCUGAAUCUGCGGUUGCUGCCACGACAGAGAACAAUAAAGACGUUCAGGAGACCGGGGCCAGCAUCACUUCAGAAGGUCCAUCUUUAGUCAUCACUGACGUAGAGGUUCCUUCUGAGUCUGGAGAAGCAGAUGUUGAGACCAUUGCAGAGGAUACUGUGGAGGUUUCCACAGAGGUUUCUGUUAUCCACAGCCCCUUUAAUGGGGUUGUUGCAAAAGUUGGGGAGGAUAGAAUUGUCCCAGAUACAACAGAUGAGGCUGUAGCAGAAGAUGACAAAAUCCUUAAGAUCAUUCCUGAAGAUGUGGAUGUACCUCAUUCUGAAGUAAUUCAAGAAGUUAGCCCAGAAGGUGAAGAGCCACCGUCAGAGGUUAUGGUUAAAGAAGUCACUACAAAAAAAACAAACACUAUAACACCUGCUGUAGAGGCUGUCACACUGGAGGUAUUAGGGCAGGAAAUAUCUCCAGAGCCUGCUGAGGCUCCAUCAGAAACCAUGACGUUGCGUAUCCCAGAGACAACUGUCGAGAUCACUGAGGGCCCAGAAGUUGAAGACAUUACAGACAAUUCUUUGGAUAUCACCUCAGAUGUAGCCUUGACUGAUGAGUUUGUAGAGGAACCAGAGCCAGUCACUGAAAUAGUAUCAGAUGCACCUCAGUUAGCUUUUCCUGGAGUAUCUGAAGGUGAACCUGCAGAACAUCCUUCAGAGGCUGUUGUAGCAGUUAGCCAUGAUAAAACCGACGUGAGCACAAAUGCAACUCCGACUGUAGUUCUGAUAACAGAUUCAGAAGAAGAAGCUGAAGCAUUUAUAAAUGUGACUCCAGAGCAAGAAUCUGUUCCAGUCAUAAAAACUGAGGUUCCUUCAGAGGCUUCUAUUCUGACCACAACAGACAAGACAGAAGUUAGUGAGGACACCGGCGAGGGCAAAGCGCCAGAAGACGAACCAACAGUGAUGGCCAUGGUUACUUCUGAGCCUUUUGUAGUUAACUUACAAGAUGACAUGGAUGAAGAUGCUUCUUAUGUCACAGAGGAGGCACCACCAUAUACUACAGUUGGUGAGAUGGAGGCAACAGUUGACAGUACUACUGUGGAGGAAGUAAUAGUAUCAGAGGCAACCGAAAGGCCAAAAGAGGAGCUACAAGAAGAAAUCAACCAUGAAGAAGCUUCAGUUUUCACUGAAGAUAAGACGACUGCUGCUGAAGAGUCCACCGAGGCAGUAACCACAAAGACGGAUGUGAAAGAGCCGACUGAGACUGAUGAAACAGCAGAGGAAGAACUACCUGAGGAAACGGAGGAGGCAACGGUUACCGGAGAGGAUACCAUAGAAGCUCCAGUACAUGUCACAACAGACACAGCAGUAGAAGAAGAAGCAUUUGAAUCUACGAUAGAAACAGAACUAACUGGCGAAGAGCUAGUAAAGGUGGCCGACGAGGCUACAGGAGAACCAACUGAAGAUGGAGAAGAAAUAGCUCAGGCACCUACAGAACCUGUCGAGAAAGAAACCGCAGAUGUGACUGAAACUGUACAAGAACCAGAACCUAUAGAAGAAACUAUACAAGAACCAGAACCUAUAGAAGAAACUGUAGAAAUAGUAGAUCUGACAGGAGGUGCUGCACAAGAGACUGGACACAGAGGUCGACCAGAGCAGAAAGGAGAACUCAAAAAAGAAAUUAAAGAGGAGUCAACAAAACCCCCAGGGGUACCAGCACAAGGAGAACCUGAAGAAGAAACUGCUGAAGAGACAGAACCAACAGGUGUACCAGAGCAGGAAGUUGAACCUGUAGAAACAGAAGAACCAAAACAAGACGCAGAACAACAAAAUACAGAGGAGUCAGUAGAACCUAUAGGAGAACCAGCACAGGAAGUCCAACCUGUAGAACAACCCGCUGAAGAGACAGAACCUACAGGGGUACCAGAACAGGAAGUUCAACCUGUAGAAGCAGAAGAACCAAAACAAAAUACAGAACAGCAAAAUGCAGAGGAGUCAGCAGAACCCACAGGAGGAUCUGUACACGAAGCAGAACCUGAAGUGGUAACCUAUGACGAUAAAACUGAUCCCACCAUAACACAAGAAGAAGAAAGAGAAGAAGCCAUUUCUGAAGCCUCAGAGGAGAUAAUAGAGGAAGAAGUUGGUGUUGCCGAAUCAACAGAAGUUGAAGAGAAAAUUGUUCCAGAAAAUCUUGACUCUGAUGAAGAGGUCACUCCAGUUAUCACUGUUGUUCCAGAAGAUACAGAGACCUUAUCGCCUGGGACUGAAGUGGUGAAAACACCUGAAACAGAGGUAACACUGGAGCUCCCAGGAGACUCUGAGGUAGAAGUACCAUCAGAAACCACCAAGAAGAGUACUACACAGGUGGUUGAGCCUACAGUUCAAGUUAUAGACUCUGGAUCCUUUUCUGAACCUAAGAAAGAAGUCCCAGUCCCAGAGGCUCCAAGUGAAACAUCUCCAGAAGUUGUGACUAAUGCCCAUUCAGGUACUACUACAAUGGGAGGAACCACUGAAGCUGAGGAGGUCACCAAAGAGUUUUCACCAGAAGAAGAUGUCAUCUCAAGGGAGGACAGUGUUCAGGUUGUCCCAGGGGAAGUUGAGGGGGUUUCCUCUGAUGUUAGAACAGAAGAUGAAAUCAUGACAGAGGCUCCAGUAGAAAUCAUGUCUGAGUCUGAAACCGCUGUGGACGUCACCGCAGAGAGUACACAAGGUACUGUAGUAGAUGAGCCCACUCCCGGUGCCUCUUUGGAAGUCACGACCAAGUUCGUCAUGGAGUACAACAACGGCAACUUCCCCGAUCUAACAGAGAGGCCUUAUGAUGUAGAUGACAACUUACUUGGAAACAACGGCUUUGGGUUGGACAACGAGGAGGACAACUCGAUAGGUAAUGAGAUAGACGACACCUUGCUGUGGCCCCCGAGGUCCAUGAAGGACCAGGUGGUGGAGCUGAGCAUCAAGCUGAGAGAAGAAACCUACAACGACGAUCUGAGAGACCCGAGCAGUUUCCACUACCAGCAGCUGUCCAGACACUUCACACGCAGGAUUGAAGAUGCCUUUGUCAGGUUGCCGGGCUUCAAGAACGUCCACGUCGUGGAGUUCAGGCCUCAGAAGGACCUGGAGCGGGGUUUGGUGGUCCUGGUACACUACGGCAUCACUCUGGAGGUCGACAGCAGCGGCAUCACCAGCAACACGCUGGACUUCAUCUCUCUGCAGAACAACCUGGUGGAGAAGAAUUACCCCGGAGCCGGCGAGCAGCCCACCGUCGUCUAUACCAUCACCGACUUCAGAAACUACAUCACCGAGGCUCUGCACAAAGACAACUUCAUGACCAAUAGCAGCCUGGAAACGCAGCUGGAGGACGUGGAGAACUUGUUACCUGCCAUGAAACCUACGAGCCGACCAGCCGACACCUUCGACAACAUGGAUAACGUCCUCGCUGCAGAGAAGCCUCCCGACGCUCCGAGCCACGAGGUGGAAAGUGGCAACGUCUUCCUGAAGAAAGAUGACUUCCUGUUCGACCCCUUCGACCCGUGGAAAGGCCCUCAGGCUGAUGUGGUGAGCGAGAAUGACGUCUUCAUGUUCGGUGGGAGCACAGAUCCUCCGACCGUCACUGAAUUCCCAAAGAAGACGGUCGACCUGGAGCCAGCAGAGAAUAAUGGAAAUAUUGAAGAUGAGGGAUUCCUCCUCAAUAAUGCCUCUGCCACCGGAGAUGAAACCCCCCGAGGGGACCAUGUGGUCGCCCUCUUUCCAACAGAGAAACUUCAGUCAGGCUCUGAAGUCACACUGGACGAAGGCUCUGGCUCUGGUUUCUCUGGAGACAGCCAGGAAGUUGAUCUCUGGUCCUGGCAGCCAGUGGCAACCUCUGAUGGGACUGGCUUCUAUGAUGAGAGUGGCGGCAGGCUGGAGGUGCUACCGCCGCCUGAUCUGGAGGAGACUGAGGACGAAGAUGAGGAUGAGGAGGCCGUUGACAAAGAUGAUCUAAUAGGGGUGGAUGUUGAAUUUACCAAUGUUCACACUUUACAGACAACUACAGUUCCUGCUUUUGAGGAAUCAGUGCCUGACAGAGGCAAAGAGGAACCUUUCUUGGAUCAGGUUUUAGUAACGCCUCACAUUAGCACAGACCCUCGGUACUCAACUACCACUGAAGCACCCGUAUUCUUGCCCAAAGCGACCUUGACUGUUGAACUCUCAGUGCAAACAGUGGAGGCAUCUGGCAUCUAUGGUGACUACUCCUUGACUGGACCACAUACCCAUGCAGAGCCAGUCACAGAUUCUCCUGAAACUGAAGCUUGGACUCGCAAGGCCUCUGUUUUUGCAGCACCGACUAAUUUGGCAAUCAAGUUUCAAGAAACCACUGAGAAGGUAGAAGUCACUACUGAAGCAGGAAUAGAGAAUCCUGUGGUUACAGUUGGGUCUAAAUCAGAAGAGGUUCCUUGGGAGGAGGAGCUUGAAGUCAUUGUUGCAUCUGAAGUACCUAAAGUCACUAAUACUGACCCUUCUUCAACCAAAGAGACCCUUACCAUUGUAGAAGUCCAGACAGUCACAGUGAAAGACUCUAGUGUUGCUCCAACCACUGAAGACCCAACAGAACCAGAUUUAUUCACAGAAACAUCCAAACUGCUGCUGCCGGGAACAGAAGACCAUGUUGAAGUUGAGAUUUUAGAGGAGCAACACAUUGGCACCACUGAUUCAACGACAGCAACAGCUCCGGUGGGUGGCAUCCAAGAUGAGGAUCUGGUUAUUGAUGAAGUCAUGGUUGUCACCACAACUGCUGGUCUGGUUCUCACUUCAUCUGACCACAGCAGCAACAUUGCACUCUCACCUGAGAAAGACUCGCCGUUCACUCGGGUGUCGGACUCAGUGCCGGUGGAUGAGGAACUCGUUUACCACGAACACCCAAACCAUGAAGACGUCGAAGAAGUUCCAAUGAUCAAUCCAACAUUAAAUGUUCCUCUUUUGGUUGUAGUGAACAAAACAGAAAGUGCUCUGGGUGCCGUUGGUUUGCAAGGUGCUUCACUUCAGGAUGAAGACAUGGCUGCCAUUUUGACACAAACUUCAGAAAGUGAAUUAGGUCAGGUCCAAACAACAACUUCCUCACUUCAGGAAGUCAACAACACCAACCCCACCACUGAGCUCCAACCCUUCGAGUACAAUCUUUCCGACCUGCCAAACAUUGACGUCAGCUUCGAUGUGUUCCGGUAUGGAGGUGUGGCAACUGAAGGUGACAGCAGUGGCUUCUCUAGUGGGGCUCAGGGGUCAGACCUGGACAGUAUCGCAUUGCCAACCCGACCUGGCAAGGCCUUGACAGUGUUCUUCAGCCUCAGGGUGACCAACAUGGCGUUCUCCAUGGACCUCUUCAACAAGAGCUCUGCUGAGUACAAAGCUCUGGAGCAACGGUUCCUGCAGCUGCUGGUCCCGUACCUUCAGUCCAACCUGAACAACUUCAAGAACCUGGAGAUCCUCAACUUCAGGAAUGGCAGCAUCGUGGUGAACAGCAGGAUGAGGUUCGGUAAACCAGUUCCCAGAGGGGUCACCAACGUUGUUUACCUCAUCCUGGAGGACUUCGCCAACACCGCCCACCAGACCAUGAACCUGUCGAUUGACAAGUACUCUCUGGAUGUGGAAUCAGGUGACCGGGCAGAUCCCUGUAAAUUCCAGGCGUGUAAUGAGUUUUCCCGCUGUAUGGUGAACCGGUGGUCGGGCGAGGCCGAGUGUGUUUGUGACGCCGGAUAUCUGAGCGUGGACGGUCUGCCGUGUCAGAGCAUCUGCGAGGUGCAGACCAACUUCUGUCUCAAUGACGGCCAAUGUGACAUCAUCCCCGGCAAGGGCGCCAUCUGCAGGUGUCGAGUUGGAGAGAACUGGUGGUAUCGUGGCGAGCACUGCGAGGAGUAUGUUUCAGAGCCGCUGGUGGUGGGCAUCGCUAUCGCCUCGGUGGCCGGUUUCCUCAUGGUGGUGGCCGGGAUCAUCUUUUUCCUGGCAAGAUCGCUGCGAGAGCAGUACGACGAGGAGGACACCGAGGAUCCGCUACGACGAGGUGACAGUGUGCCGACUCUGGAGCGAGCCACUAAGUUAAACUCGAUGUUUGAGGGCGACCUGGUCACCGCACAGUACUGCCGUCACUACGACAAUGUCAUGCCACAGUACUACCGCCGCUGCGACCCGGACUCCCCCCAGUACAACAGCUCCGUCAGCACCGAUGGCCCCAAAGAUCUGAUCAACGACGAGAUACGACACAUUUACCAAAACACCACGCUCAGCAAAGAGGAGAUCCAGGAACGUCUGAGGAUCAUCGAGCUUUGUUCCAGAGAUCAACACUUUGCAGACUUUGUACGACAAACUCAAGUAUUCCUGGAGGGAGACAGAGGAGCGGAGGAAGCCAUCAUCGCACCACAUAAUGAAGUCCUGAACCGCCGGACCUCGGAGUCAGAGAAAGAGGGCGAAAACUAA